This is a messenger RNA of Hydra vulgaris (swiftwater hydra), 745 nucleotides long. The record is from RefSeq and is a predicted model, not a curated record. Lineage: Eukaryota; Metazoa; Cnidaria; Hydrozoa; Anthoathecata; Hydridae.
UGAUGGUCAAGAAUUUGACAACUUAUAUUGAAGAGGUUUUUAAUAAUCUUUAUGUAUGCGACCACCUUAAUUCGGAUGUCGGUUUUGGCAAAGAAGUAUGGCUCCUUUUUGCUGGUGAUAAGGGUGGGAAGUAUAUGAAAUUCCAUUUUGAAGUUGUCAAUUCUAAAUCAUCAUAGUCUGUAUACGAUGUUCACUUGUUUUGUAUGUAUCAGGGUUCAGACUGUCGUGAGAAUAUAGCCUUAGUUCUCAGGCAUUUUGCCAAUGACAUUAAAAGAAUUCAGUUGUCAGAUUUUAAGCUAAAAAGCAAAAUAGUCAGGUUGUUCUUAGGUGGAGAUUUUCAUUUUAUCGAUGAUGUUCUAGGACACCAGGGUUCAGCUGCUAGCUUUCCUAGUUCUACAGACCUAGUUAAGUUGAAUUCUCUAAGAAACCAUGCUUCUAUGCCUCACACACCUGCUAAUUGUAACAUCUUAAGGAAGACAAUACAAUUUCUGGAAAGUGUUUACAAUGAGAACUUGUGUGAAAAUAGACAAGGUGGAAACCUAAGAACUUUAGGUAGGUGCCCAUUCUGUUCCUAUCUUCAGAAGUUAUUUAUACCUAUGCAAUACCUUCGCUCAGGUUAAAGAAUGGAAUACUAGUCUUGCAUCAAAUGUAUGUAAAAAUCUAGCUUUUAUAUAUUAACUUGUGAUCAGAGCAACUGGUAUGUUGGUUGAGUAUGAUCUUGUAUGUUUGUGUAUUUAAUUUAAAA